Messenger RNA from Vollenhovia emeryi, 850 nucleotides. RefSeq lists its product as uncharacterized. The transcript has a single exon. The annotation marks the transcript as partial. NCBI's taxonomy places the organism in Eukaryota, Metazoa, Arthropoda, Insecta, Hymenoptera, Formicidae. Gene Ontology annotation, molecular function: nucleic acid binding; zinc ion binding. The record is from RefSeq and is a predicted model, not a curated record.
AUGAAUGAGCCAUCAAUCAGACCGUUCCUGUGCGACAGCAUAGAAAAGUCAAUGUUGAGAACAGAAUGGGAGAAAUGGCUCCGGUCGUUUCAACUGUACCUGAAAGCAGAGGAAGUGCACGACCCCGAGAAAAAGAAAAACAAAUUAUUGCACUUAGGGGGACCGCAACUGCAAGAGGUCAUAUUUAAUCUCCCAGGGGCAUUAGACGAACCGGAGGAUGACGGGAAGACAGAUAAGUUUGAGACACUAACGAGCAAACUAGAAGAAUAUUUCUCCCCCAAACGGAAUUCCACCUUUGAGCGACAUCUCUUCCGGAACAUAAGCCCCGGUGAAGGGGAGGAUGUAAAUAAAUUUCUACUGCGAUUGAGGCACCAAGUAAAAAAGUGCUCCUUUGGUGAAACAAAGAACGAAAUAGAAGAAAUUUGUCUGAAAGACAAAAUCAUCGACACAUGGGCUCCAAUGGAAUUGAAAAAGAAGCUCCUGGAAAGAGAAAGAAGUCUGGCAGAGGUAAUAGAGAUGUAUCAGAUCCACGAACAAGUCAACAAGCACUCGGGUAGCCUCCUCGGGAAAACGGAUAACCCGAUAAACAAGAUCAAUCCACAGGGAAGAUGGGACAAAAGUGGGGAACCCGAGUGCAGCCGAUGCGGACGAAAAGGGCAUAGGAACGACAAUCCGAAUUGCCCAGCUAGAAAUGAGAAAUGUGCAAAGUGCGACUUGAUAGGGCAUUUCGCGCGCAAAUGCAAAACAAAAAUGACAAAGCGGCCUCGGGAAAGAGACGAACAAGAAAGGGGCAAACGACGGCGGGUCGACACAGGAAGAGUAAGAUAUGUAAUAGACGAGGACAAGAAAG